Molecule: messenger RNA, 1061 nt
Organism: Clupea harengus (Atlantic herring)
Lineage: Eukaryota; Metazoa; Chordata; Actinopteri; Clupeiformes; Clupeidae
Gene: tnnt2b
Product: troponin T type 2b (cardiac)
Exons: 12
Coding region: 1-780 (259 amino acids)
Biological process (GO): regulation of muscle contraction; sarcomere organization; cardiac muscle contraction
Cellular component (GO): troponin complex
Molecular function (GO): troponin C binding; tropomyosin binding; troponin I binding
Source: RefSeq, a predicted model, not a curated record
AUGAAGGAGGAGGAGGAGGAGGAGGUAGCUCAGACGCAGCAUCAGGAGGAGGAGGAGGAGGAGGGGGACGAGGAAGAUACAGCGGGAGAACAUGGAGAAGAAGCUGAGGACGCCAAGCCCAGACCCAAGCCCAACUUCUCCUGUCCACUCAUCCCACCCAAGAUCCCAGAUGGAGAGAAAGUUGACUUUGAUGACAUCCAUCGUAAACGCAUGGAGAAGGACUUGACGGAGCUGCAGAGUCUGAUUGAAGCUCACUUUGAGAGCCGCAAGAAGGAGGAAGAGGAGCUGAUCGGCCUUACUGAUCGCAUUGAGAAACGCAGGGCGGAGCGAGCAGAACAGUUAAGGAUCCGGGCAGAGAAGGAAAAAGAGCGCGUUAACAAACUGGCCGGAGAGAAGGCACGAAAGGAGGAGGAGGAGGCCAAGAAGAAGGCAGAGGAGGACGCCAAGAAGAAGAAGGUUCUGACGAACCUGCAUGUGUCUGGAUUCAUGCAGAAGUCAGAGAGGCGGGGCGGGCCAAAGAAGCAGACUGGGAGAGAGAAGAAGAAGAAGAUUCUCAGCGAUAGACGCAAGGAUCUGAACGUCGGCCAUCUGAACGAAGAGAAGCUCAGAGACAAGGCCAAAGAGCUGUGGCAGUGGAUGCACCAACUGGAGGCUGAGAAGUUUGAGCUUCAGUACCACUACACGCGACAGAAAUACGAGGUCACAGUUCUCAGGAACCGAGUGAGUGACCACCAGAAGAUCACCAAAGGCUCACGUAGCAAACGAGGCCUGAGGAAAUGAAACCCUGCGAUGGUGACCGGACGGAUGCUGUACACACCUGAGAGUCGCCCAUGUGCUCCAGGAUGCUGUACACACCUGAGAGUCGCCCAUGUGCUCCAGGAGACGUGUGUGCUGCGCAGAGCCAGCCCUAGGGUGUGUGUGAUGCUGUGUGUAGGUGAUUCUGUGUGUAGUACACUGGCAUGUCUGUAGGAACGUGUGACAUGUUUAGUAGCUUGGUGUUAAGAGAUUCAGUAAAACUAUAUUAUUUUUCAAAUUCAAUAAAAGUAACAGCAUGAUAGUAA